UGGAAGAUGCAUCUAAAAAACGUGUGACUUCUUCGGUAAAUCAUUUUUUUAACUAUGGAGCCUACCCAGCUCUUUUUUCGCAACAUUUUUCCAAUUAUUCAAAUUUGAUAAUGGCAACCGGAAUUUCAAUUUUUAUUUCGAAUCUUACACUACAACUGCACGGCUGCUAUGAGGGACCUGGAGAAUGAACAUCAAAAUGGCACUACAAAGAGCCGAGUCGCACCAAUGACGUUUGGGGCGAGUAGACGGAUUUCAUCUGUCCAUACUUUUCCGUUUAUCAAGACUGCCAGCGUUACUUCUUCACGCUUAGGCUCGAUAUUAUGAGGGCGCUUUUGCUCCAUAGCCUCUGCGCUUGUUUUUGGAUCCGGAAUGUGACGUUAGCUCCCUCGCCAAACUACCACGGCGAAGGGGCACCACCUCCGGAACUUGUGGACACGAAAAACGAGAACGAUGCCUCGCUUUUUCGGGGUCAGGUCGGCCGUCCGCUCCCCCGCGUGAAGCCACCACCUCCGGCGCUAAGUGCCGGGACGCGGGUGGAAGCCAUAGUUCCAGGUCCUCGCGCGGCUUCGUUCGCCGGGAGCUCGUCUUCCUUGGAUGCUGGGGAAAUUGCCAGGGCGGCGGGCAGCUGCACCGCAGCCGCUAGACCAGUUUCCGGAAUGGAGGUCAUGACUACAUCCUGCGCAUACAAACAGUGUUCUGGCAACAAAUCGAGCAAACGACGACCGACAUCACGGCCCGAAAAGGUGCGGCAGCAGAAGAGGAAGCUCGGCAUGGGCCAGGGGAGAGGAGCACCUGCGGGAGGCGCAGGGAAGUGGACCGGAUCGGGCACACCAGUGAGCGGACGCAGCGCACCGACAACGGGGAAGGGCGCUGGCGGCAGAAGUAAAGAAAGGGUAGAAGAAGGAACUGGGACUAUGGUAGCUUGCCGCUUACGACCGAAACCAGAAGAUGAAGGUUCUGGAGCUUCUCGUGCAACUUCAUCAAUUCAGAUUCAGCCACGAAACGAAGCGCCGCUGACUGAGACGCGACUUGGUGUUGAAGCAGGUGAAAAAUUCGGGGGGCAGGGUAGGAGCGGUGCACGGGGGGUGAAAAGUGUAGCAGGACGCGACGAGGGAACUGCCAUAGCAGACACAUUUCAGCGGAGCCAGGUAUCCUCGCAAGCGUCCGCCUCGUCAAGCGGCAGUACCGCGGGGCAAUCUGGAUCUGCUUUGGGUGCUUCAGAGUCGGGGAGUCUAUCCGACGGAAAAAGAUUCGACAUCAACCUUGGAACGGCACGGGUCCCGGAGCUACACGAGUGCGCCGCUCCGGAGGCCGAGCGGGAGCCCAGCGGAAGCGCCCUUGCGCGGACCGGGCGCCCGAGUGAGACCUCGUGUUUCCCCGAUCACAGUAAACUUGCAAUUAAAUCCGCAGAGCUACUACGUCCCAAGCUGUCCGAGGAGUACUUCCCUUUGCGUCCGACGUCUGUCUGGGUUGAGCAGGAGAUCCCCCAUCCCGCGGGCGUGUGCUCGUGCUUCGUCCCGAAGUCUCAGACGCGGAGCGAACCAAGUGAACCACAAGCGACUUCUGUCGGUUGCAUUGGCGGUGUAAAUGCCGUUCGAGUCAUCCCCGUGCGGCCCGGAGAUGCCGAUAUUCUCCAAGCAGUUCAUUGGUAUCAAGACUUUAUCCCAGCCACCGGUGCUGCGAGCCCGGGAGCACCAGAACCGCUGGCCGCAAAUAGGUCCGAGAGCGGACCAUCUUCACCACAGGCUGGUACUGGCGGACACCGAACAGGUAAUCAGUCUGCGCUUCCCGCUCUAUCGGCAGAAGACGUCCGGGCGGGCGAGCCCGAUGAUGGGGGCGAGCAGACGCCGCGAUCACACCAAACUGCAGUUGGUGAUGGACGAAGCACUUUCAGACAAGCGGGAGCAGCACAGCCGGAGCGCGCGACCGUCUGUGCACCUCGUACUGGUCGGAUUUCUAUGACUGACGCAGAGCAGUGGCUCUCGCAGAGGGCAGAUGAACAAGCGGAGUGCUCUCACGCUGCACCCUGUCUAGUCGUGACACGGGACGAGACCACUGACCAUCCUGUGGAGCAGGCUGGCCAGUCAACGACCGACGAGCCGGGACUCAAUUGCGCAAGUUCAUCGACACGGAGGGAUGGAGGAGGCUUCCCACAUCGAAUUGACUUGGGCGUCACCGCGCCCUCUCUCGACCGAGUAGAAAGAGCAAAUACAGUGGCCGCGGCGCAAAGUCAUUCAGACUUACCAGCAUCCGCUAGUACUUCACCACCUAGUAAUGUCAGUGCUCCACCGGCGCCAGCAGCGAAAGUCGCGGCAACUACAAUCCGGGAAAGUUCGGGCGCGGCAAUUUCAUCAUCAUCCACACAUGCUGUUUCUAACCCGGAUCUGCAAGCGGCGUUGAAUGCUGCUUCUUUAGAACGCAGCGGUUUGGGAAGAAGUGAUCCGCAGGGAGCCGCGGGUAUGAUUCAUCUAGGGAUUUCACCAGCUGCUCUUGUAUCUCCAACUAUCGCACCUACUUCUCCAAGCGUGCAACCGAGUAGCCAGGUUUCCUCUGUGGUUCCGCCUUCGCAGACGCAGCCGCUUCCCGCUGUUGCGGUUCCCAACUCUGUUCGCACACCACAUUCCAAACCCGGACCGUCGCCUCUGCCGGCAAAAAAUCGCUCAGGAGCUGCGCCGGCAACAGGAUUGCUUUCAGAUUCCCAUUCCCCCGACGGUAUGGGUGUACUCGUCCCUGCUUCUUCCUUUUUACCACGGAACUACGUACUGGCGAAACUCCGGGAGAACGGCCUGCGACUGCAGUACCUGAAAGCGGAGGAGUGGCAGAGCGACUGCGGCCUGGUAACCGAAGCCGUCAGUGAGAACGGUGCCGCCCUCGCGUUUGCAGAGGACGACGCGUGCCGGAGCAUGAAGAGCAUCUGCCUCUCCGCCGUGUCGGGCUGCGGGCGGAGUCUGCAGUUCUGCGGCCCGGGGUUGCGCGGCGACGCGAUGAUCGUCGAGCUGGCCAUCCGAAACGGACACAAACUCUGUGUGCGGGGACCCGCGGCGAGACAGGGUUUCACGGCGGAAGGAGGCGAAAACAAAGAUAAUCAGCAGCAGCACCGGCAAAGCAGUCCUGGUGUUCUCCUUCGGGCUGCGGCACAAGGAGCUCUGCGGCAACGGCAAACGAAGUUUUUGGUCCUCUCUGAGGGAAGCCAAGCACAAAAAGUAGGACCAAGUUCGGACGCAGUUCUAUCCACUGCUCCCAUCACAGCCACGACAGUACGCCUGUUGCAACAAAUGAAGCCACGGCAAGUAGAACACGUGUUGCAACUGCAACAGCAGCCACAGCAAGAACCACAGCUAGAAGAUUUGUUGCAGACCGAAAAUCCGCCCCUGCCAAGGGAGCUGACAGACGAAUCGCUAUGGCGCGUGUCGCCGCUGAAGUUUGCUUCAGCGGAGCUGCAAGGUGAGAAAACGGUUUGCAUCGAUGCGGUCCGGAUACAGGGGAAUGCACUGGAAUUUUGCGCCCCGGGGCUGCAGAAUGACAGCGAGGUGGUGCGGCAUGCACUAGCUCAGGACCGUGAGGGCGCACUGCCAUUUGUGUCCGCGGAGCUACAAGCGAGGUGGCGUUUAGACGAAGAGUUUUUUCACAAGUGGUUCUGGGUGGCUGUCAGCGGCUCGCUCCUUCUUCUUGCCCUUGGUUGCUUCGUAUUCUGGCAGCUCGUGGUGGUGCGCCGCAAAUAUCAUGCCAUUUUGGUUUCCCGAAGAGCGAUGCAGCAGCGUUCGCAAAGAGAAAAACGCAAGAAGCAGAAACGAAUAGAAACAACUCUCGUAUCUUCACGAGAGUUUCUAACUUCUGUUACGGAUGCAAGUUGUCGUCGUCGAGAUGCAGCAUUCGCCGAGUCGGAAAAAGAAGGUCCGUCUCUCCCGCCUGCAGAACCGCCUCUACUGCAGCGGCGCUACCCAGCGGACAUGGUCGUGAACGUGAAGCAGGCGCAUGUGGCUACUAACGGAAAAAAGAAAAAUUCGGCGCGAGGAAAACAUCUUCGCCUGAGCAAAAACUUUCGGAAGGUGCGGGUGGCUGGCAAAAAUAAUGAUUUUUACUUCAAGCCCCCUCAGCGUGGGGAUCUUGCGACCCAUCACGUUAACGGAGGUGGACCUCCUGUCACUGGCGCUCCGAUGGCCUUCGGAUUUUUCCACGGUCACCAUUUCUACGGCCUUCAGGCUUACAAGAAUGCACCUCCUGCAAGAACCGGGGGCGCAGACGUCUAUGGCGGAAGGCAACUUUUACCGGAAAAUAAAAUCUGCGUCCCUCACAAAGUCGAUACGAGCUAUUACCCUGCGCAAGAGGAGCAGGAGGUGGGCCAGGGCCGUCAUGUUGCUGCGCCGGGGCCCGAGCCGGGUGCCUCUACCGCCGGAAGUCCAGCGCCGAUCUCAUCCAGUGCCGGAGUCAAGCGUGAAGUGGAGUAUGACAGUCGCGGCAACGUGAAGCGAAUACGAAUGGUCGUCGAAGAAUCCGACGUCUGCCGCACUGAAGAUGUGCGUCGUUUUGGAGAUGAAGCUGAAGAUUUCGGCGCGACAAGGCUAGCACAGCAAGAGGGCGACCAGGUACGGCCAACGAGGUCCUGCGCGAAGAAACUGAUGGCUGCGGAAAGCGGAACCAGUCUCAGAGAAGGAAAGGAAAAGACCUUGAGCUGGCAACACAACAAGGACCAUUUUUGUUCUGACGACAAAAGUUACAGUGAAAACAAUUACGAAUUUUCCCAGGCACAGAGCACAUCUCUUGAAACAUCUGAUAUGCGGUUCCAGGAAGAGCUCAAUGCAGAAGCCCGAAGAUGUCACAGAGCGUUUGAUGGUUCCGAUGUUUGAUUCGCAUGCGGGGCCGUCGCAUGCGAGAAUUACAUACUUUUUUGGCCCUUCAUUCCAUCGCAGAAACACUGGAGCAGGUCGCCAGUCGAAGAUCGCAGCCAUAGAACAAGUAGCGACAUUGAAUUGAUGCAUGUAUGAUUUUUUCUUAUGAUUGUUUCUUAUUCUCUCUAUCUAAGACAUCGGCCUAUUUUGAUAACUUCGACCCCUCCUGUUGUCUUUUCGAUACAAACGAUUCUCACUCUCAGCGACGCGACGUUCGCAAAAAGAAUGAUACUCCCGGAUACUGUUAUAAAUAUAUGCUGCGCAGGUAGCACAGCAGCCAGCUUUUGUUACGCAAGUUGUGUAAGUGUGCAUUUGACCAGAUAGGCUACAUACAACUACCAACCACGAAUCAGCUUGCUGUUGCUGACAGCACCUGUUGAGGCUAACCUUUAAUGGCGAAAGAUGUACGGCAUAAUGAGCAAUAUGUCCCUGAAAGAUAGCAGAAAAUAUGAACAACUUCGUAGCCAGCUGCGGCUGCAAAUUUCACGGCUCACAAACAU
Amoebophrya sp. A120 is the source of this 5389-nucleotide messenger RNA. Lineage: Eukaryota; Dinophyceae; Syndiniales; Amoebophryaceae. The record is from the annotation of a GenBank genome assembly.